Molecule: messenger RNA, 3736 nt
Organism: Exaiptasia diaphana
Lineage: Eukaryota; Metazoa; Cnidaria; Anthozoa; Actiniaria; Aiptasiidae
Exons: 18
Coding region: 74-3163 (1029 amino acids)
Biological process (GO): intracellular signal transduction
Cellular component (GO): cytoplasm
Molecular function (GO): guanyl-nucleotide exchange factor activity
Source: RefSeq, a predicted model, not a curated record
GUACGUACGGUCUGUCAACAAUUACUACUUGUACCUAUUACAAACGACCAUGCCGUAACUUCUAGACUUAAAAAUGACAUUUAGUCAUUGUAUAACCAGUGUGAUAUCAUGUUGGCGAAUUAGGUGCGUUGAUAGGAAAACUGAGGAUUUUGACACAAUCGAUGAAGCUGAUGAAGACGAAAGUAUCCACAAAGAAAACCAAAGAAGUGUGGAGUCUAACCAAAGGAAAACUAGGAAUUUGAACAUGGUAAUGGAUGAUCAAAUGCAUGAUAUGGAUGAGAUGACAUCCAAUGAGAGGUCCAGGACGCAAAACGGCGAUGUGACUGCAUCGUCUCUUGAUGCCAAUGGAAUGCGAGUCGUUCGAGGUCGAUGUUCAGGAUUACGCCAGCGUUCGUAUACAGAUCCUACAGACUUGCUUGCUGUUUUUCGUAGAAGAAUCAACACAACUCUAGAAUUAGAAGAGAAUCAUAACUUUACAUGCCACCAUGAAUGCGAGAAAGAUAGUAUGAAACGUUCAGUUGAUCUUCGGGGCCUUCUUCAAGAUGAACGAUUUCAAGGAUUGCUGCAUAAAUGGUCCAAUGAAAGUCUGCAUUCAAAAGGAAUAAAGAGCAGGAACAAUAUGAGUGGCGAGGCAAAGGAUUCAAAUAUGUUACCUGUUGAGCGUCACGAGAGAAAGAUCUCUGCACCAGCCGUUCGCAUUGGAAGACGAAACUCACAAGUUUUAGCACAGGUCCAUGCGCAACGACGUAGCUCCGUAGCGGGAGUACCUAGACGAAUGGGUCGACGAGGGAGUGAGGUACCAGCACUUGCAAGUAUAGCAAGACGACGAAGCACGCUCACUCCAGCUUAUCCUGUCGGGCUGAAAGGACGAGGUGCACGUGGAUUUAGUAACACAGAAUUCCACCUUAAUAACAUCCGGGUGAAAGCGAAGCAUGAGAUGUUGGCCAAUCUAGUUUUACCAGCCUUUAACGAGAACACCUUUCGAUCGCGUGAACGACGAACGACGUGUAGUUGUCAUCCGGCGACUGUAAUAUCUAAGAAAGAUGAAAAACGUCUCCAAGUAACGAACGAAAUACUAGAAACAGAAAAGAAAUAUUUAGCUUGUUUAAAUACAUUAAAAAAGAUAUUUGAAGAUCCUUUAAGAGAAGAAUCAAUUCUAGGAACUAAAGAUAUCGAUAUUAUAUUUCCCAAUGAGCUUAGUCUAAUUCGUGACAGUCACACCCUAUUUAUGAAAGAACUUGAGGAUCGAAUAGAGAACUGGAAGCAAUACGGCAUUGUGGGGGAUAUCUUUACCAAGCUGAGUAGUUCGUACCAUAUUGAUGUUUUGAAGAUCUAUUCUGAUUAUGUCAAUAAUUUCCCAAAAGCCAUGGCGGUGAUCAAUAAGUACUCUAGAGGGUCUCAGAAAUUCAGAAGAUUUCUGCAGAACUGCUCGAGUGAUCCUGAAUGUGAGGGACUGGAUCUAGCGGCCUAUUUACUGACACCUAUUCAAAGACUUCCAAGAUACGUUCUUUUGCUUAGACAAUUAUCAAAAUGUACAGACUCAACACAUCCAGAUAGCUUCCAUCUAGAAAACGCUUUGGAAACUAUGAAGAACAUGAUUAAUAUUCUCAACGAUUCGAUCCAUAAUUCCUGCAGGAUAGUCAGUACGUCAAUAAGUAGAAAGUCCGUGAAAAGAAGGUCAACGAGAAAACGAGGGAGUCUAAAAGAGCUCAAGAUAACCAAAGACGAUAAUGAUAACAGGGUAGUACAAGUUUCUAGUCCGACUGACAGCAACAAUGGCAAAUCACCCGUCAGCGUAGCCUCAUCAUUACCAACAGAAUCACCGAACAGCCUCCCUUCAAGUCCAAAAUCAUUAGCUUCACCAGACAGACUAUCACCAAAUUCAGAGCAUAGUAUUCUAACCCGACUAAGAUCAGGCGACAAGAAAUCAAGGCCAGUAAGUACCGGAGAUCUGGACAGAUUUUACGACACGGACCAAACUAAGGAGUUCAAUGCAAUCGUCGAGGAAGCUGAUGCCGGAAAGGACGAUAAAUCAACUGGACAAAGCAAGCUUAAGAGCGCUGCCGAGUCUGUGAAACGGUCUUGGCAACGACGUUCAAAGAAAUGGCGACGUUCCUUCGAGGGGAAGGCAGUCAGCACCAACACUUUACCAGAAUUGGAGAAAGAACGCGGAUCAAACCUUGUUUUUACUCGAUCUGGAAACAAAUUUACGUUUGAUUCAUCAGACACUAACUUAUCACCGACGAUAUCUCCUGCAAGCACGCCGAUAUCAGGCUCUACGGACGGGCUGAAGGUGAUUGCAGCAUGCAACCCUUGUCUUCAAGCUAAUAGCAUGCCUGCCAGCCUGAACCCCUCGCCUGCUAUAUCAACAUCUGAAAUCAUAGAGACUGUAGCUGGGAUCUACUCCAAAGAGGAAUCAGAGAGUAUUAAAAAUCAUGAUGUUGUUACGAUUAAUGAACAAGAAAUGCUGGUUUUACAAACAUAUCCUAACCAAGGAAGCCCGUACGCUAGAAGAGAGAGAAAACAAGGAAUACAGGAAAGACCUAUUUCUGUCGCUUUGCCGAUGAAAGGAGAACUAAAUGAGAAUAUAGUCAGUGAGGACAAAUCUAAAUCAGACAAUGACUUAUUAAAGGACGAUGCUCCUGUUUGGAUUCAUCGACAACAACCUCGUCUACAAAAAAGACAUUCCGAUGGCGCAUUACGUCAUCAUUUGUUCGGUCGAACGCCGAGUUCUGUAUCUUGCACUUCCGGUACAACUGGGACAAGCAUUGGAAGUCUUGACACAUCCAAAGACAGUCUGAUUGACUCUGGAGUGUCUGGUGAUAUAACCGAAAACUCACCAAUAAACACACUGAAAAAAAAUGAAAAUACAAACAAUUUCAGACAUCUUUCUGUGGAAGAGAGACUUGUGUUUGAUGAAGUGAUUGCUUCUGGGUUUAAAGGUGCCAGCGAAAAGAAAAUGGAAAGCGAAGAGCAGCUGGACGAGAAGCCACUUAAAAGUAAAAAGAAAUUUAAGGAUGUUGUGAAGUACAUGUUUUCGAAAUCAAAAAGAAAAACCAGUUCUGGGAGUCUAGAUGACUCGGUACAUAAAUCAAAACCCAAAAUACUCAGUCGAGCAAAGAGUUUCACCAGAGAAAGUAGAGAAAGAGUGCCGUCUUUAUAACUGAAUCGGUUUCGUGUUAGUCUCAUACUCAAGCGAAGUUUAAUACCACCAUGAAUGCUAGUAACUUAGAGCAUUAAUGGAUUUUAGAAUAAUUUUCACACAUUACUCUUUUAAAAGGGAAACAUUAAAAGUGCAAUAUAGGCGCUACUAAAGGCUGAUUUACACGGCACGAUUGUCUCGUGCGAUUUGUAGUAUACGACUUGAAUCGCGCAGUGUAAAUGCCCCUACGACUUGUCUACAACAGUCGUACGCAAUCUACGACUUGUAGUAGGAUUUUGAACCACUGCUUAAAAUCCUACGACUUGUAGUAGGAAAAUCGUAUACUACAAGUCGCGCGCGACAAAUCGUACCGUGUAAAUCAGCCUUAAUAAAGUUGGUAUAAGAAAUUAUGCCCUUUGAAAAGUGAUAAAAAAUUAUGAGUUUCAAAAUCAAAUAUCACCGCGGGAUUUAUUUAAGACUGUAAAUAAAUAACUGUGUAUAUGAAUAUUUUUAUAUGUAAAACUACACUUAUAUAUUAAGAAAAUAUACAUACCAAGAACUUUUUCAUUAAACUACGUUCCAUGACAAGAGUUA